This is a messenger RNA of Gossypium raimondii (Peruvian cotton), 1452 nucleotides long. RefSeq lists its product as uncharacterized. The transcript has 13 exons. NCBI's taxonomy places the organism in Eukaryota, Viridiplantae, Streptophyta, Magnoliopsida, Malvales, Malvaceae. The record is from RefSeq and is a predicted model, not a curated record.
AUGGCGGACCCUGAAAAGAUAGAAGAAGGCCUAGCUCAUGAAGAAAAUAUGGAGAAAAAGGGAGAUAAGCUGGUUGAACAACAACAACAACAACAACAAUUGCAGGAGCAGCAACAGCCAAUCUUGGUUAAGCAAAAGACCAAGAGGGUAGCAACCUUGGAUGCUUUUAGAGGACUCACCAUUGUGUUGAUGAUAUUGGUAGAUGAUGUUGGGGGAUCAUAUGCCAGGAUUGAUCACUCACCAUGGAAUGGAUGCACACUAGCUGACUUUGUGAUGCCAUUUUUUCUGUUCAUUGUUGGGGUGGCCAUUGCCUUAGCUCUCAAGAAAAUUCCCAAGAUAAUGGAUACAAUUAAGAAGAUAUGCUUGAGAACUCUAAAGCUUCUAUUUUGGGGAGUUUUAUUGCAAGGUGGAUACUCCCAUGCGCCAAAUGAUCUUGUUUAUGGAGUAGACAUGAAAUUAAUACGAUGGUGUGGAAUCCUCCAGAGAAUAGCUUUGGUUUACUUCAUUGUGUCCGUGAUCGAGACUUUCACCACCAAGCGUAGACCAACAGUUUUGGAACCUGGCUAUUCAUCCAUUUUCACUGCUUACUGUUGGCAAUGGCUUGGAGGAUUCGUUGCAUUUGUCAUUUACAUGACCACAACAUAUUCACUAUACGUCCCAGAUUGGAGUUUUGUUGUGUCCACAGACAGUAAAAUAACACAAUACACGGUCAAAUGUGGGAUGAGAGGACACUUAGGACCCGCUUGCAAUGCUGUUGGUUAUGUUGAUCGAGAGGUUUGGGGCAUUAAUCAUCUUUACAUGUAUCCAGUCUGGCAACGCCUAAAGGCUUGCACUCAUAGUUCUCCGAGUUCUGGUGAAAUUCGUGAAGAUGCACCGAGCUGGUGCCGAGCUCCAUUCGAACCAGAAGGCUUGCUAAGUUCGAUUUUGGCUAUCCUCUCUGGCACUAUCGGAAUCCAUUACGGACAUGUUUUAAUUCAUUUCAAGGGUCACUCAGAGAGGCUCAAGCAAUGGGUUUCAAUAGCAUUAGGCUUACUUAUUGUAGCCAUCAUUCUUCAUUUUACAGAUGCCAUUCCCAUCAACAAACAGCUUUACAGUUUUAGCUACGUGUGUUUCACUGCUGGUGCAGCCGGGAUUGUAUUUUCAGUAUUCUACAUCCUAAUUGAUGUUUGGGGAUGGAGGACACCAUUCUUAUUCCUGGAAUGGAUAGGCAUGAAUGCAAUGCUUAUAUAUGUGCUUGGGGCACAAGGCAUCCUUCCAGCAUUUGUAAAUGGAUGGUAUUAUAAGUCAACAAACAAUACCCUUGUAAGUUUUUAGAUCCAAAAACAUGUUUUCAACAAUGUUUGGAAGUCAGAGUGAUUAGGGACCCUUUUAUAUGUGAUAUUUGUAGAAAUCACUUUCUACGGAGUUCUUUCGGGCAUCUUACACAAAUUGGGCAUAUAUUGGAAGCUAUAA